Molecule: messenger RNA, 5266 nt
Organism: Monomorium pharaonis (pharaoh ant)
Lineage: Eukaryota; Metazoa; Arthropoda; Insecta; Hymenoptera; Formicidae
Exons: 5
Coding region: 2917-4776 (619 amino acids)
Biological process (GO): regulation of DNA-templated transcription
Molecular function (GO): RNA polymerase II cis-regulatory region sequence-specific DNA binding; DNA-binding transcription factor activity, RNA polymerase II-specific
Source: RefSeq, a predicted model, not a curated record
UAUUAUUAACUAAAAUCAGUAAGUUCUUAAAAAUUGUGUUUGUAAUUUUAGUUGUGUAUAUUAAUGUGUAUAUAAUGUUUAUUUUUAAUGUUGUAAAAAAUUUAUUCUAUAAUUCCAAAAAUAGAGACUACUUUUACAUCCUUAUAGAAAAUUUAUAAUUGUUGAAAUUAUAUAUACAUAUGUUGAUAUAUUUUAAAAUUAUCAAAAUUAAUAUUCAAUGAUUGAUGGCAUUUUUAAAAAUUAAGCUUUUUUUGCUUAUAUAUGUUAUAAUAUAUAAUUAAAAAUAAGAUUUUAAUUCAAAUGCCAUGGAUUGGUUUCCAAAUUGAGGAGGAGAACUGAGUGAUUUCUAAAGAACACAAGUUGAAAAGUUAGAAUGAAUAUUUAAAAUUAUCACCCUUUUGAAAACACAAGGGCUUGUAUUCAAAACGUGCUUCUAAAGGUGUAGCGCGGUAUUUUGUCAUUGUACCUUGUUUUAUGUUUAAUAAAUGAUAAAGUGCUCAACUUGACGCUACAAAUGCUUUGAAGUGUUUGAUUGACAGUCGUAACAAAGUAUGAAUUGACCGAUCAAAAAUGCUUCAAAACAUUUGUAAUAUCAAGUUGACCAUAGCUAAAGAUAGAAAAAUGCAUUAACAUCUUUAUAAGUGCAUUCUGAAUAUAGGCCAAGUUUUCUUCUAGCAAUUAAUCAAAUUAGUCUAAAAAUGAAAUAUAAAAUUAUUUUUAAGAGAGGGCAUGUCCUUAUUGAACAGUUAUUAACAAAAAAGUAUCAAGUUCAUGGAAUCAUAAUAUAAUAAUAUAAACAUUAUUUUGUAAAGAGGGAGAUAUGGAUAGAUCUCACCUGAAUUCAUUUCACCUGAAAAGUCGAAAAUUUAUGUGAAACAAAACAAUUAUAGAUUGUUAUUUUUUAUAUUUUUAUAAUCUGUUAAUUGUAAUAAAAACCUGCUUUCAAGAGAAUGGCACUUUUAGAUAGUUAUCAAUAUGUAUUCAAAAUUCUCAUUAUUUAUGUUUUAUCUAAUUUUGCGCCUAAAGUACGUUAUUAACAAAUACAGACUGGUAUACAUAGUCUUAUACUUAAAUCUUAUACUUAAAAUUUCAUUCGUAUUAAAUUGUCAAAUAUUAUAAAUCUUAAAUUAUCAUUAAUCAAUCACAGAACCAAGACUAAGGUGAUCAGACAUCCUGGAUUGUGCAGGACAGUCCCGGAUAUUAGCUGUUUAUCCCGCAUUCAUACUGUUCCGGAAAAUGUCCCGAAUUAGACCGAAUGUCCCAGAUUUUUGAACUCUUAACAUUUUUAUCAUUUUUAACAUUUAUAUUUUCAGUGGUACAAAUUGCCAUUUUAUUCCUUUAGAUGGCAAUAAUGCAAUUAUUAUUUAUAUAUUCUUAUUUAUGUGGAAAGUUAUAAUAUUUAUAUACUAAUUUAUUGGCCAUAAAAGUUAUAUGUAUAAGUGCAAUGUACGAGAUAUAGUGUUUCUUCAUAAAGACUGUAUUAAUUAAUAAGACUAAAAAUUUUAUGUUAAAUUUGGUUUUAUGUUUAUUUAUAUACAUAUAUAUUAAAAUAUAUGUAACAUUAAUAAAGAAGAAAUAAUGUUUUGUUAUCUAUAUUAAUAAAAUUAUAUAAAUAAACUUUUAACUUUAACAUUCAAAGAUAAACGCACAAUUGGAAAGUUUUUUUGCUUUUCAACGUACGUCCCGCGUCUAAUAGUUGCGAAACAUCUGGUUACCUUAACCAAGACAUUAAAGACGGUACCACGGUAUGGGGUAUGGCUGCCUAGAAUUUUUUUCUAAGGGGGUUAUAAAUUUCCUUAACACAUAAGUAACAGCAGUAAUUUUUUGUUAAUGCAUUGGAUUUUUGGAUUAAUGAAGAAAAAAUAUUUUACGUAAUAUUUUACGAAAAAUAUUUUACGAAAAACUUAUAGUUAAAGUAAACUUUACUCAUAGUUAAAAGUAAAAUCGUAUUCUAUAAUUCAAUAAUUAAAAAUGAAAUAUAUAUAAAUUUUGGGAAAAAUAAAUUUUUGAACCCUCCAAUCCCUCCACCCUGGGUACGCUAAUGUAAGACAAUCUUGAAAUAAAAUUCGAUAUAAGAUGAAUACCAGCCAUAGAGCAAUAAAUAAUCUCUUAAAAGUCCGCUCUAUAGACUUCAAGAAAGAGCUGUUUACAAGUGGUGCGCGCGCCCGGGCGUGCGUGCGUGCGUGCGUGCGUGUGUGUGUGUGUGUGUGUGUGCGCCAUGUACUUUUUGCGUGCAUGUUUUAUCGUGUACGCGCGCGUACUUCAGAUGUUUUCAUACCGCGCGACGCACACAGCUAGGAUGAGCAUAGGAACGAGAAUUCUAUCCCGAAGUCCCGAAUUUUGAUCGUGAAUCGUGGACCGUCUGAAGUAAGCGUAAGACUGCUGAAGUUCGUGCAUACGAAGGUAAUAGAGGUUUUGAGAACCCCGGUUUAAAUGGGUAAUAUACUUCAGACGGUAAGAAACGGCGAUCAUCUUUCAAUAACGAUCGCUCAGCAAUUCCUGGAUUUCUUCAUGCUCUACCGCGAUGUUUUUUCUUUGUGUACAUAGGACAAUAUAAAGGCCCGUAUGUGCCACAAAAUCGAAAAUGUCGCCGUAGGAUAUCUUUCUGCGCGAUUUAUCACUCUGCCAAGGACUUCUCAGGUUGCCUUUUUGUGUAGUGGGUGAAGAGAAGUGGCUUUUGCGCCUCGCCGUCAGCCUCAGUCGCGCGCGGACGAAAGGACAGACUCGUGUGACUUGCGAUUGUGCCGGCUGGACGAAUUUUUAUCACACAGGCGAGUGCGAGACCAGAGAGGCAAAGCCCAGGAGGACAGUAUCGCGAGUCUGACAUUAAUCUUCGUCCCGUUGACGGAUCUCCGACGAGGGUUUAAUUGACGAUUUUGCUGUUCUUUAAUAGGUUCGUACCCAUUGCAGCAGAGUAUGCGGACACAAAACUACGAUGAUAUCAGAAAAAAGAUGAAGAAUAAUGUAUGUUCAUUUCCCAUGAAGUCCUUCAAAAUUCUUACAAUGGAAGAUACAAAUAUCUUUAAAGGAAAAGCUAUUGCAAAUAAAAAAUUCCAUAAUGUGCAGCUUAUACGGAAUUUGCCUAAUAUUUUAAGAAGUAAUAAUACAAAAGUGUCUAGAAAUCAUAAGAGCUGCAGCGAUACGUCCUUUACAUCCAGUAUAGAAGAUGGAAAUACUUCUUUGGAAUUAAAUACGACAUUAUCCAGCAUUGAUUUAGAUAUGGAAAUCAAUUAUAAUAAAACUACAUCACCAAAGCCACAUCAUCAAAGGAAACAAGUGCAUAAUCCGUUGAACAUGCAAUAUGAUAUUUCUGAUUGCAAUAAUAACAAAAAUAAAAAUGUUGAUCAACUAAACAUCUUACCUGUAUCAGAAAGUUGUGAGGAAAAUACACCGACAAAGAAAUUGAAGUGUCGUAAUAAACAGAAGAAGCGGUUGCUUGAUAAAAAGUUGAAAAAAAUAGCACCUCGCAGAUCCAGUAACAGAACGCAAAUAUCACAUAAAAAGUCAGACAUGUUGACCAUUGUUCCAGACAUUGAUAUGAAGAGCACUAUAGUAGUACAAAAUUCUAGUAAUUUUUUGGAGAAUAAUAUACUUACUCAGUCUGUUAACAAUCCCAAUUUUCCAACUAUAAAUGUAAAUGAUUUAAAUGACAUUGCAACAAAAUUAUUGGAGCCAUCUAAUAUUUUUUAUAAUAACAACGAAAUUUGCAAUAUCAAGCAAUGUGAUACGAAUCUUGAUCAUGUUAUUCCUUGCAAGAAAACAGAGUUUAACACGAUGCAAUAUGAAACUGUCCAAAGAGAUCCUACAAGUUACGAGUUACCAAUAAUAGAGAAUAAUGUACAACAAGAAUCAAUAGAUAGAUACAUUGGCUCUAAUGUUUUAUGUGAACCAAAAAUGUUGUAUUCUUGUUCUUGUGCAAAUUGUAUGUCACAUGACAAAGAUAUCAUAUUUUAUGAAGAUCCAAAUUCAACUUCCACAAGCAGUGAUGAUAUGGAAACAGAACUGUGCACAUAUGAUUUAUAUACAAAUAUAUAUGACUUUUAUAUCAAUAACUAUUUUCAUGUAUUUGGUGAUAGUGUGAUUGAUUUUGAAAAGGCAAAUCUUUGCUGUGAAGAGUUUGGCGUGAACAGUAUUACGAAAGAAAAUACAUGUACUGACUGUAAUAAUACAACAGAGCUAAUUAAAAGUAAUGCAAACAUGCUAUCCAUAGACCAAAAUAAAUCACAAAAUUUACAAUCUUAUCAUAUUGAUAGAAUACAAGAUGUUUGUGUAGAAUCAUAUCCUUCAGAAUUCGUUGCAUAUCCUAAUGAAACAGGAAAAAUAGAAAAUGUAAGAGUUUUCAAUGAAACGGAUAUCUCUAAUUUUUUAAAUUUAGAAAAUUUUUCGACGAAGGAAAACAAAAGAAUUUCUCAAAAUGAAACACUGAUUCAAAACGUUAGUUCAAGCGAUGUACCUGUUUUCAACUCUAAAUGUCAGACAUCGGAAAAUAAUAAAGAUUUCUGUGUUCUCCAGUGUUCUCAGUGUGGAAAAUUAUUUCGUAAAAAGCAUCAAUUAUGGAAACAUUUUUCUAAUUGUGACUUUUAUAAGGAGAAUUUUCAAUGUCAUAUCUGCAAUAAAAUUUACAGACAUAAAUCAUCAUUAGCUCAACAUUUACGACUAGUACAUAAGGCUAGUACACAUGGUCGCCACGAGAAGUUCUAUACUUGUAACAAGUGUUCAAAAUCAUAUGUUAGAUUUCGCGCUUUUCAAAGACACAUGCUUCUUCAUGAUGAUUAAUAAGUCUAAUUGAUAUCACUGAUAACUGGUUCCUAAUGUGACAUUCUUGAACUGAAAUUGCAAAAAUCGUAUGUGACAUCACAGAAGUACACAUAGAAGUACACAUAGAAGUACAACGUAUUAAGAGGAUGCUAAACUGUCCGUCAAACAUGAUCGAAAUCGAUAAUGUAGAAUUAUUCGUUUAUUCAUAAAAAUAUUCGCUUCAAAAUACAAAUUAUGUAGCUUGUACAUACAAAUGAAUAGUAUUCCUUAGUUCAAAUUUGAUCACAUAAAUAACUUUUUUUUAAUGGCUUUAAUCGUAAUUUGACGAAUACAGUCUUAUUCCUCAAUCUCUAUUCUGAACUGAGGGAUACCAUUUAUUUGUACGUAUAAGCUACAUAAUUUGUAUUUUGAAGUAUUUUAUGAACAAGGCUAAACGAAUGACUACAUUAUCGACCUCGAUCAAGUUUGACGGACAGUUUAGCAUCCUCUUAACUGUUCGAUAUGUAUU